AGCGCGCUUCCGCGUGUGUGUUGGUGCUGGAUAGGGUGCGGGGCGGCACGGGCGGGCGCCGGCGGCCCCGCUAGGAGGAUGGCUCCGCUCCUGCUGCAGCUGGCAGUGCUCGGCGUGGCGCUGGCGGCCACCGCCCUGCUACUGAUUUCCGUUGUUGCAUUUAUAACUGCUACCAAAAUGCCAGCACUCCACCAACAUGAAGAAGAAAAGUUCUUCGUAAAUGCCAAAGGCCAGAAGGAAACUCUGCCCAGCAUCUGGGACCCCCCAACCAAACAGCUUUCUGUUGUUGUGCCUUCAUACAAUGAAGAAAAACGCUUGCCUGUGAUGAUGGAUGAAGCCAUGGGCUACUUGGAGAAGAGACAGAAACGCGAUCCUUCGUUCACAUAUGAGGUGCUAGUCGUGGAUGAUGGCAGUAAAGACCGGACUUCGAAGGUAGCUUUUAAAUACUGUCAGAAAUAUGGAAGUGACAAAGUCCGAGUGCUAACCCUGGUGAAGAAUCGUGGGAAAGGUGGCGCCGUUAGGAUGGGCGUAUUCAGUUCUCGAGGAGAAAAGAUCCUUAUGGCAGAUGCUGAUGGGGCCACAAAGUUUCCAGAUGUUGAGAAGUUGGAAAAGGGAUUAAAUGAUCUCCAGCCAUGGCCUGAUCACAUGGCCAUUGCCUGUGGAUCAAGAGCUCAUUUGGAGAAAGAGUCAGUUGCUCAGCGUUCUUACUUCCGUACCCUUCUCAUGUAUGGGUUCCACUUUCUGGUGUGGUUCCUUUGUGUCAAAGGAAUCAGGGACACACAGUGUGGGUUCAAAUUACUAACUCGAGAAGCAGCUUCCCGGACGUUCUCAUCUCUGCACAUUGAACGAUGGGCUUUUGAUGUAGAACUGCUCUACAUAGCACAGUUCUUUAAAAUUCCAAUAGCAGAAGUUGCUGUCAACUGGACUGAAAUUGAAGGUUCUAAAUUAGUUCCAUUUUGGAGCUGGCUACAAAUGGGCAGGGACCUCCUUUUUAUCCGACUACGAUACUUGACUGGAGCCUGGAGGCUGGAACACACUGCGAAAACCAAUUAGACCACGUGUGGACUUUGAUUGUAUGCAUAUCCAUCAGUGUCACAUUAUUUCAUUUGAAAUUAAUGCUUCCAAUAAAGCAGGAAUAAAUGUA
Messenger RNA from Perognathus longimembris pacificus (Pacific pocket mouse), 1144 nucleotides. It is a transcript of the gene Alg5, whose product is annotated as ALG5 dolichyl-phosphate beta-glucosyltransferase. The transcript has 10 exons. Gene Ontology annotation, cellular component: endoplasmic reticulum membrane. Bases 79 to 1053 code for a protein of 324 amino acids. Lineage: Eukaryota; Metazoa; Chordata; Mammalia; Rodentia; Heteromyidae. The record is from RefSeq and is a predicted model, not a curated record.